Messenger RNA from Arachis stenosperma, 2131 nucleotides. RefSeq names its product probable L-ascorbate peroxidase 6, chloroplastic/mitochondrial. The record is from RefSeq and is a predicted model, not a curated record. Gene Ontology annotation, biological process: cellular response to oxidative stress; hydrogen peroxide catabolic process; response to reactive oxygen species. The transcript has 12 exons. The coding region runs from base 173 to 1360 and encodes 395 amino acids. NCBI's taxonomy places the organism in Eukaryota, Viridiplantae, Streptophyta, Magnoliopsida, Fabales, Fabaceae. Gene Ontology annotation, molecular function: heme binding; peroxidase activity.
AGUGCAUAACUGCAUAAGGUGCCCUGUUAACCAAACACAAGGAAGAAUCGAGAGCGUUGCAGUGAGUAGGUGUGCGUGUCAUCGCGCUUUUGGCAGAGAACAUAAUCAAUUCAUCAUCCGAAACGCAAGGAGGGAAUAGAAAGUGUUAAAAACCCAAACAGUACCCAAACACAUGGCAGAGCGUGUGUUCCUCACUCAUCCUUCGCUCACUUUACCAUCUCAACCGUUUCCAACAACUAGAAUGGCCUCCACCGCCACAGCCGCCAUCGCUGCCUCACGCAUUAUUCCCUCCGCCACCGCACUCUCCUCUUCAGCUUCCCGCUCCUUCUUCUCCUCCUCUUCCACUUCUCGUUCCUCGCUCAAAUGCCUCCACCUUCACUCUUCUUCUCGUAUCUCUCACCUCUUCGUCAAUCAGCGAAGAGCUGAGGUUCGUGUUUCGAGUGGAGACUAUGCAACGGUUUCUUCUCCGAAGUCGUUGGCGUCUGAUCCUGACCAGCUGAAGAGUGCUCGAGAAGAUAUCAAGGAGCUUCUCAGGACAAAGUUCUGCCAUCCGAUUCUGAUUCGUUUGGGAUGGCAUGAUGCUGGUACCUACAAUAAGAAUAUUGAGGAAUGGCCACAGAGAGGUGGUGCUAAUGGUAGUUUAAGAUUUGAAGUUGAGCUGAAACAUGCAGCCAAUGCUGGACUCGUGAAUGCAUUGAAGCUUAUUCAGCCAAUCAAAGACAAAUAUGCUCGUGUGACAUAUGCAGACUUAUUUCAGUUGGCUGGUGCUACUGCUGUUGAGGAAGCUGGAGGCCCAAAAAUCCCUAUGAAAUAUGGAAGAGUGGAUGUCUCAUCACCUGAACAAUGUCCUGAAGAAGGAAGACUUCCAGAUGCUGGUCCUCCCUCACCGGCUGAUCAUUUGCGUCAAGUUUUCUACAGAAUGGGUUUGAAUGACAAGGAAAUUGUUGCAUUAUCUGGUGCGCACACACUGGGAAGGUCCAGACCUGAACGAAGUGGCUGGGGCAAGCCUGAGACUAAAUAUACAAAAGAUGGACCAGGAGCACCUGGAGGACAAUCCUGGACAGUACAAUGGUUGAAGUUUGAUAACUCAUACUUCAAGGACAUCAAGGAAAAAAAGGAUGAAGAUUUAUUGGUAUUGCCAACAGAUGCUGUUCUUUUUGAGGAUCCAUCCUUCAAGGUUUAUGCUGAGAAGUAUGCUGAGGAUCAGGUAGCAUUCUUCAACGAUUAUGCUGAAGCCCAUGCCAAGCUAAGCAACCUUGGUGCAAAAUUUGAUCCUCCAGAGGGCAUAGUAUUAGAUCCUUCUCCAAAGCCACAAGCAGAGAAGUUUGAAGCAGCAAAGUACUCAACUGGAAAGGAUUAAAAACAAGUGUCAUGUUUUCUUGUCCCAGUAUCUUCUUUUAGUAAUACAGGAAGAAGUAUUUUCAAAUCAUGUGAUAUCCAUGUAAAAUUUGGAAGUCUUAAAUGAAGAAGAAAGGAAUAAAAAAUUCAAUAGUGUGCCUAUUUGAAUUGCAGAGAGAGCUAUCUGAUGCUAUGAAGCAGAAGAUUCGAUCUGAGUAUGAGGCAAUUGGUGGAAGCCCAGAUAAGCCCCUACAGUCAAACUAUUUUCUUAAUAUCAUGAUUAUCAUUGCUGUUUUGGCACUUUUGACAUCACUGCUUGGAAACUAGUUUUUUGUAACCACCCCCCCCCCCCCCCCCCCCCCCCUUUUUCUUUUUCUCUUCUCUGGGCUUCCUUAUAAUUGCAUGGCCAUUUACAUAUACUUAUUCUAACUUUUUCUGGUGGCUAUCAAAUCUAUUAAUGCAUUGAUGAAAACGAGCGCGUGACUGUUGCUUAUUAAUGACAUUAGUUGGUCUAUUAAUCAUAUUAUGAAAGCUACAUUCUUGGGAUUAAGAAGGUUAAACAAAACUUUGGGUGCUUUCCUUUAAAAAAGCUUCUCACUUUCAAAGAUCAUAGGGGAGGGAGUCCUUGUAUUUCUUUGAAGGUUGAAUUCAACCUUCUUCGAAUGCAAAAACAACCAGUAAGAAGGUUAUUUGGAAAUUCCAAGUGCUGCUAGCUACUUGUUUUGUCGUUUCUUUUCUGAGCUUAUAUUAGACGUUGAAUUCGUAUUCGUUGAACGGGUGAACUGACGUUUAU